UACACGCCCUUCCCGAACAUAACAACUUUCGACAUAAUACACUGGCAAUCUGACGGGUCAAACGUGAAGUCUAACGAGCAGAUCAACGACUUCGUGCAGACAAUGCAAGAGCCUGGCUUCAAUCCGACAGACCUCGCAAACUUUGACAUUGCGCACAAGUCUAAGCGCCUGGACAUGUACGUCGAGACGAUCGAGGGCUCCGCACUGUCCGCACUCGACAGCUGGAUCAAAGGUGCGGUUAGCGUCCGACUCCCAAAGGAAGGCAAGAAGUACGCGUCGGAAUCGGCCGCGCCGAGCUCCAAGGUCGAAGGCGUGUACUACCGCUCGCUCACCGCGGUCCUGCAGAGCACAUAUCAACAGCCGUGUGUGCGCGACUGGGACUUCGUCCCCUUCAAGCUCUAUUGGAUCCCACCUGGCGACACUUCCGACUCUCAAUCUGAUACC
Messenger RNA from Trametes versicolor FP-101664 SS1, 444 nucleotides. RefSeq lists its product as uncharacterized. The transcript has a single exon. NCBI's taxonomy places the organism in Eukaryota, Fungi, Basidiomycota, Agaricomycetes, Polyporales, Polyporaceae. The annotation marks the transcript as partial. The record is from RefSeq and is a predicted model, not a curated record.